This is a messenger RNA of Ooceraea biroi (clonal raider ant), 388 nucleotides long. RefSeq names its product histone H4. Gene Ontology annotation, molecular function: DNA binding; protein heterodimerization activity; structural constituent of chromatin. The record is from RefSeq and is a predicted model, not a curated record. Lineage: Eukaryota; Metazoa; Arthropoda; Insecta; Hymenoptera; Formicidae. Gene Ontology annotation, cellular component: nucleosome.
AAGCGUCGUACGUGCUCGAACCACAAUCUAAAGAUGACCGGUCGCGGUAAAGGAGGCAAGGGAUUGGGAAAAGGAGGUGCGAAGCGCCAUAGGAAAGUACUGCGUGAUAAUAUCCAGGGUAUCACCAAACCAGCCAUUCGUCGAUUGGCUAGACGUGGUGGCGUCAAGCGAAUCUCUGGCUUGAUCUACGAAGAAACACGAGGCGUGUUAAAGGUCUUCCUUGAAAAUGUUAUUCGUGAUGCAGUUACGUACACCGAGCAUGCGAAAAGGAAGACUGUAACAGCCAUGGAUGUCGUCUACGCGCUGAAACGUCAAGGCAGAACUCUUUAUGGAUUUGGAGGUUAAUCUGUUCUCCACCGAUCAAACAUCGAUCAAAGAACGGCCCUUU